AUGCCCGGUUCGCUGCCUCUCCCCGCGGCUUUUGCGGCUCCCCGCGCGGCUCGGGAGAAUCCCCGGCGCAAGAGAAGGAAGAAAUCGACUCUCAGCCAGGUCAUUCUCCGGGCUGCUGAUGUCCCCGCCGCCGGCAGAGGCGCCUCUCUCGCCGCCAUCAAGAAGGCGCUGGAGGGCGAGGGCUACGACGUGCGGAAGAACAAGGGCCGCAUCAAGACGCUGCUCCGUUCUCUCCUGAGCCAAGGGGCUCUGCGUCGGGUCAGCGGCAGCGGCGCCUCGGGCUCUUUCAGGCUCCAGCGGGGAAGCGGCGCCGCCAAAGCUGAAAAGAGGCGCCAGAGCUGGGCGAAGACAGGAACAGCUGCCCCAGAGCCACGUGACCCCAGCGGGGCAAUCAAAGCGGCUGCUGCACGGCCCAAGAUGCUUAGCAGGAGCCCGGGCAAAAUCAGGGGGACGGUGGCAACGCGCAGGAAGCAAAUUUUAGACGAUAUUAUUAAGGGCGCCUUCCUUCUGGAGUGA
Molecule: messenger RNA, 516 nt
Organism: Mauremys reevesii (Reeves's turtle)
Lineage: Eukaryota; Metazoa; Chordata; Testudines; Geoemydidae
Product: histone H1.11R-like
Exons: 1
Coding region: 1-516 (171 amino acids)
Biological process (GO): nucleosome assembly
Cellular component (GO): nucleosome
Molecular function (GO): DNA binding
Source: RefSeq, a predicted model, not a curated record